This is a messenger RNA of Fonsecaea multimorphosa CBS 102226, 942 nucleotides long. RefSeq lists its product as uncharacterized. Gene Ontology annotation, molecular function: zinc ion binding; ubiquitin protein ligase activity. The record is from RefSeq and is a predicted model, not a curated record. The transcript has a single exon. Lineage: Eukaryota; Fungi; Ascomycota; Eurotiomycetes; Chaetothyriales; Herpotrichiellaceae. The coding region runs from base 1 to 942 and encodes 313 amino acids.
AUGCCUCCCACCAAGGUUUCCCGUGUUUCCAGUUCCGGAGGAAUCAUGAAAUUCACUCCUGCGAAAUCCAGGCCUUCCUCACAAGUGAAAUCAUCCCUCCACAGCCCAGCUCAGAAGAGAGAAUCGUCGAGAAUGCGAGACAUUGAGAACACAACGGACGGGUCAAACUGCAGGAGCGGGAGGAGAAGCACGUCCACCACGCCCAAGAAAAAGGAGGAAGAAGUCGAGGAGAAGCGAAUGCGCAGGUACAGAAGCAAGCCUACAGCUUCUUUCCUUGUGAAGCUCGAGCGAGCCCAGACUCAACGCAUGAUCGUGCUCGGUCGCAAACGCAGUCUGAGAGCAGGGGCCCCAUCGGAAGAUAUCGACAUUGUUGGUUCGACUGGAAAUGUCUACACGGUCACCAUCAGCCACUUGCCAACCUGCACCUGUCCCGACUCGCUGAGAGGCAACGAAUGUAAACACAAAGUCUAUGCCCUUCACACCGUCCUCAAGGCUCCUCUACAUCUCCAAUACCAGCUUGCCCUGCUGACGUCGGAGCUGGAGGAGAUAUUUGCCCACGCGCCUGCCAUCCCCACCGAUGUUUCUGACAACCCGAAAGGCAACCGCAAGCCCACCGAUGGAGAAUGUCCAAUAUGCUACAUGGAACUUGACGAGGAGCACAACGAGCUGGUCUGGUGUAAAGCGCAAUGUGGACAUAACACACACAAGUCAUGUUUUGAUCAGUGGGCCAAGAGCCAAGCGGGCAAGGGCGUUCGUUGCGUCUACUGCAGGACACCCUGGGAAAUGGACGUCUCGGACGUUGAGGCGAUCAAAAGGGCUGGCGAACAUACCCAAGACGGCUACGUCAAUGUUGCCAAUCACUUUGGCAUGUCCAGCGAAAGAGAAUACUCGAGCUAUUAUCAGCCUUGGGUGCGACGCCAGUUUGGAUGGCGGCAUUGGUGA